AAACGAUAAACUAUCAACUAUCAUUUCAAAACAUAACGAUUCAAAACAAAGCGCGUUUCUUCUCUCCAAAAACAUGAAUAUCAAGGAAGUUAUCACUAGUUUUAACAUGAACUCUACUGUCGUCUCCUACAUCGACGCCCAUAGUUUUCCGGAAGAGGAUAAACUGUAUUUUCCCUCAGUUUCCAAGCCCACGUGCAUCGGCGCCUACUCCGUUUCCCCUUUCGAGAGCUUUGAAAGAAACGUGUCCCGGAUGCGCUUCAUAGAUAUCCCACCAUCCUACAGGUUUCCACUAAAUCUUCGCAACCCGAAUCGCCAGGUCGAGCCCCUAAAGCCACCACAGGAAAGGAUCGACAACAUGCUGAUAUUCAUUGAGUCCAUGUGGCAGAAAUUGCUGAGGAAGGAUGACACACGCCUGGUGGUGAACGCGGAUGUCGUUUGCACCAAAGAGGUGCUGGAGCUUAUAAUGUUUGCGCCCUUCGAAUACAAGUACGGAUGGACGCUGGGAGUGUCACGGUUCAGAAAAACCAUCUACAUCUGCGUUUUGGACAGAAAUCAACCCGAUAACUUCGACCAAGACAAUCUUAGGCGUGUCAUGCAGGAGGAUUGGCUGAAAAAUCUGCGCAAGCAAUGUCUGUCCGAUAAUGGCAAGGGAAAGCCCAAUAAGCGAGAUGUUUCCGACGAAAACAGCCGCUGCAAUGCAGCAUUUUCUUUUGAAUUAAAUGGACAGCACAUACUGUUUGACUCUCCGGUGAUCGCCGAGUUCGAUCCAAACAAAUUCAGCUCGACACAAUCCUAUGCCUGGUCGGACCUGCAACUCCGGGUGGACAAUAUGACCCGCAACGAGUGGGCGGUCCACAACCGCACCGAGUCGAUCAAAUGGUGGAUUAGGUCCUUUUUGAUAGGAAUGGACCACAUAUAUGUAGCCAAUCGGGAUGAUAAUGCCUUCGUCAGGAGUAUCAAAAGGACACCGAUUCAAGACCUAUACAGAGAUUCGGACGAGACGAAGCCCUUCUACAGUACCCAUUUUCUGAAACGAUUUCUGAGUUGCAUUACACAAGUAAUGGGCGAAAUCGACAACCCCAGCACCGUAUACACCUUCGAAUACGAUGCCAAGCUCGGUAAGGUGACCCAUAGGGGUUUAGAGGGCCGAAACCAGCACACCUUCGUCGCAGACUGGUUUCGCCUGAUGCUGGACGAUCGUCUGGAGGACGCGCAUGAACUACAACGCAUGAAUAAUUAAGGUUGAGUAAUUAAAAGAUUUAAGUUUAUUGCGACAUAAUCAUCAAUUUGUGUUCGAUCGCGUUUCAUCACUAUUAAAUAAUUU
Drosophila ananassae is the source of this 1324-nucleotide messenger RNA. RefSeq names its product protein cutoff. The record is from RefSeq and is a predicted model, not a curated record. The coding region runs from base 74 to 1240 and encodes 388 amino acids. NCBI's taxonomy places the organism in Eukaryota, Metazoa, Arthropoda, Insecta, Diptera, Drosophilidae. Gene Ontology annotation, biological process: nuclear-transcribed mRNA catabolic process; NAD-cap decapping. Gene Ontology annotation, cellular component: nucleus; cytosol. The transcript is spliced from 4 exons.